Molecule: messenger RNA, 3848 nt
Organism: Schistosoma rodhaini
Lineage: Eukaryota; Metazoa; Platyhelminthes; Trematoda; Strigeidida; Schistosomatidae
Source: the annotation of a GenBank genome assembly
GAUUGCUUGUACUCGGCUGCUUACGGAAUACAUAUAUAUUCCCCUACUUGCCUUGGACUUCUUCAUCUAGUUAGCGGGGCCUGGGACAACAGAUUAGAAUAGCUUAUCGUGUCAUUGUGUCAUUUGGUUUUCGUUCGUUACCGCGGAAUCGAUUUAGUUUCAGGCAUAACAAUUGGCGACGGUGGUUUGGAAACAUGGAUCCUUCUAAACUCGAAUCAUUACUUGAACAGCAGCUGAAGCUCAUACAAAUGCUGACAGACAUGAAAGUUUCGCCCCCUUCACAGCCUAGCACAGCUAAUGCAACCACAGCACCAUCAGUAGACGGCGUCGCAAAUAGUAUUGCUGAGUUUCAUUAUGAUCCUGAUGCAAACGUUACUUUUGACAUGUGGUUCCGGCGUUAUGAAGACCUAUUUAAAUUUGAUUUUGCUAAUCAAGAUGAUGCUUGGAAGGUACGACUGCUACUUCGGAAGUUGGGUGCAAGUGAGCUGGACAGGUACUGCAAUUUGAUCCUGCCAUUGAAUCCACGUGAUCGCUCUUUCGCAGACACAGUCCAGACACUAAGCCUACAUUUUGGGGACAAUUCAUCAUUGUUUAACACCCGUUACCGAUGUUUGAAGCUGGUUAUGAACGAAGACGAUGACUUCCUUACGCAUGUGGGCAUCGUUAACCGUGAAUGCGAACGGUUCCGGUUAAAGUCUUUAUCUGAAGACCAGUUCAAAGCCCUUAUCCUCAUUUGCAGCCUUCAGUCCCAGAAGUUCAGUGACAUAAGAACGCGACUACUAUGUCGAUUGGACCAAGAUCCAAAACUCACACUAAAUGACAUGGCUAAUGAAUAUCAACGCCUAGUAAAUCUACAACGAGACACGUCGAUGGUUGAGAGUGGUGGGUCUAGUCGAUCGGAAGUACGAGUAAUCCAAAAGACAACUAACCAGAAUCAGUGCGCUCCCGCUGCAUUCAGUCCAACUCAUUUCAGCCCAAUUCGACAGACCAGAACAAAUCCCUCCACUCCUUGCUGGCAUUGUGGUGCAUGGCACUACGUAAGGAAUUGCCCAUUUAAGCAACAUCGAUGCAGGAAGUGCAAGGUUGUUGGCCACAAGGACGGGUUUUGCCUUAAGAGCACACCAAAUCGAUCCAGUAAUACCAAAAAGACGGUUCCAAAGCCCUGUACCUCUUCUUUGAGCUUGGUAUCUUCUUGUCAGAGUUCAUCACCAGGUGAGAGGAAAUUCAUUAACAUUAAUAUUAAUGGAGAUUUUUUUAGAUUGCAAAUAGAUACCGCAUCAGACGUCACCAUCCUCUCUCACAAAAAUUGGAUCAAAAUGGGUCGCCCAAGCCUGCAGCGAACAACUAAAAAGCCUCGUACCGCAUGUGGUAAUUUCCUACACUUAGAAGGACAAUUGGAAUGUAGAGUGACCUUCCGGGAGUCGUCAUUUACCGGGGUAUGUCAUAUAACUCCAGCUGAUCUAAAUUUACUUGGUUUAGAUUGGUUCGAUCAACUGAAAUUGGCUGAUGUCCCACUAAAUACCAUAUGCCACAUGAUAUCACAACCUCAUGGCACUGAAUCGUAUACCAGGAAGCUAAUGGCGCAGUUUUCAUCGAUUUUCCAGCCUGGUUUGGGACAGUGUUCUACCUUAAAAGCAACGCUUCGUUUGAAACCUGGAGCUAAGCCUGUCUUUCGUCCCAAAAGACCCGUGCCUUAUGCGACGUUACCAACAGUAGAUGAAGAAUUAAACCGCCUCCAACAACAAGGAGUAAUUACUCCCGUUUCUUACUCCGCCUGGGCAGCACCGAUAGUGGUCAUCAAGAAAGCAAACGGCACCUUACGAAUAUGUGCUGAUUUUUCUACAGGUCUAAAUGCAGCCCUUGAACAACACCACUAUCCCUUACCAGUUCCGGCAGAUUUGUUUACGAUGCUGAAUGGGGGAAAAUUCUUCGCAAAACUGGAUCUUGCUGAUGCUUAUUUGCAAGUUGAAGUAGACGAAGCAUCUAAGGAGCUGCUUACUAUCAACACUCACCGUGGGUUAUUUCAGUACAACCGUUUACCAUUCGGUGUCAAGACUGCACCAUCUAUUUUCCAACAAUUAAUGGAUACUAUCUUAUCGGGCAUCCCGGGAGUCGCGGCUUACCUUGACGACAUUCUAAUUGUUGCCGCAACGUUAGAACAGCUACAUGAGCGAACGACAUCGGUACUGAAACGCAUUAGUGAAAACGGGUUCCGGUUACGACCUGAGAAAUGCCAGUUUUUAUUACGGUCCGUAAAGUAUUUGGGGUUUAUUUUUGAUGCUGACGGCCGCAGACCGGAUCCUGAAAAUGUCCAAGCGAUACGACAGAUGCCCACACCCACGAAUAUCUCCGCACUGCGUUCCUUCAUGGGACUGGUCUCUUACUAUGCCGCGUUCGUCCCUUCAAUGCAUGACAUUCGUGCCCCACUGAAUGGCCUACUGAGCAAGAACAGUACGUGGAACUGGACUAAAGAGUGUGACGCAGCAUUCUGUAAACUGAAGUCCAUCAUCAGCUCGAAAUUGUUAUUAACGCACUACGAUCCAUGCAUGCCAAUCAUUGUAGCUGCAGAUGCCUCAGCGUAUGGCGUAGGAGCCGUCAUUUCUCAUCAGUUUCCAGACGCAACAGAGAAGGCUGUCAUGCACGCAUCCCGAACACUGACCCCGGCAGAAAGGAAGUAUAGUCAGAUAGAGAAGGAGGCUCUCGCCCUGGUGUUUGCGGUGCGGCGGUUCCACAAAUUUUUGUACGGUCGGAGGUUCACACUCCUUACGGAUCACAAGCCCCUUCUCGCAAUUUUUGGUUCGAAAUCUGGCGUCCCGGCCCACUCUGCAAACCGUCUCCAACGAUGGGCUUUGAUCCUCUUGGGGUAUGAUUUUGACAUUCAGUAUCGACGCACCAAACAAUUUGGUCAAGCAGACGCAUUGUCACGACUCAUCAACGAACACUCUACGACCGAUGAAGAUGCCGUUAUCGCUUCUUUUUCGACAGAAGACCACGCGCAAUGCUACCUGACAACCGCUGUUCGUGCUUUGCCAGUCUUAGAAUCUGAGAUACAAAUUGCUUCCAGAACGACCCCCAACGACACGCUGCCGGAGCAGAAGUCCCCCGCAGAGAUCCUCAUGGGAAGACGGCUGAGGACCAUUCACAACUUGAUGCUGCCGAAAUCCACACCACCACUAAUACAAACCACGUCCCGGAAGCUACCCACGUACAACGUUGGAUGCCCAGUAUUCGCUCGGGACUACAGAGCAAAUCGUGACCCUUGGAUCGAAGCACGUGUGGUUAGACGGAUGGGAGAAGUUAUGUAUGAGGUUGAGGUAGGAACGGACAGAUGGACCAGACAUCGAAAUCAACUACGCAAGCGGUUAACACCAGAGCGCCCAUCGACCGAAGUAAAGAUUCCGCUGGACGUACUAUUGGAUACAUUUAAUCUGCCGGCAGUCCCAACGCAUGAAGAAGAUCAAAAGGUCGAUCUACGGUCCCGAAGAUGGUCACUGCGCCAACGGCGACAGACAGUUAGAAUGCAGGUGGACCCAAAGAAUGUCCGUUACUAAAAAGGGGAGGUGUUGGGGAUGUCAAAUCCCCAGAACUUACUUGGUAAAUGGCCUAAUCUUGUAGUUUUAUUUUGAAAAUUUGAAUUUAGCUGUUUUCGCGCCAAAAGCGCUCUUUUACCUUCACGUCAUAUUUCCCACCUGUAAACUAUCUUAACCGCUAUUGGUCCUUUGUUUCUUUAUGUGUGCUAUUUACUAAUGGUGCUCAAGGACAAUUUGUUACUGUAUAAAUGCGCUUGACUUUUUCCCUUAUUUGAUUGCUUGUACUCGGCUGCUUACGGAAUACAUAUAUAUUCCCCU